This is a messenger RNA of Trematosphaeria pertusa, 1889 nucleotides long. RefSeq lists its product as uncharacterized. Lineage: Eukaryota; Fungi; Ascomycota; Dothideomycetes; Pleosporales; Trematosphaeriaceae. Bases 208 to 1638 code for a protein of 476 amino acids. The transcript has 2 exons. The record is from RefSeq and is a predicted model, not a curated record.
CUCAGUAUUUGAAGGCGACAUAUCUCUUUUUCAGUGACUCCGUGUGAGACCAGACGCAUCGAUCAAGUCUGUCUAUCUGCUGAGGCAUCAGCUUCAAUUGUCCUGUCUUUCAUACCCAAGCCCCCGGUAGCCUUCCAUCCCAGGUAUCCUCGGAUAUCUGCCCUCUCCUGUCGCUUCUCUGCACCUCCUCAUCCAUAGUCUGUCAUCAUGUCGUCUCACUCCGCCAUUUCAGGCCGUGGUCGAGCAAGAGGAGGCUGGGCUCCGCGCCGUGGACGUGGAGGACCAGCUCACCCCUUCAAGAAGCGCAACGAGGUGAAGCUUGAUCUCGACAGGCAUCCGCUUGGAGAGCUCCUGACUACCUUCAAGACUUCCGAUCUCGAAGCUGCCACUGGAGGUGUCAAAGGCGAUGCUACGAUUAAGGACUGCAAGAACGUCUCAUCAUACAAUUGGCUCGAUGCCAAAACUCCUACCAUCAUGGUUCCUGGGAAACCUCCUCUUUGGACACCUCUUACGCAACCACAACGUCUGAAGGAAGACAGCGGCCAAUACUUCCGCGACCCCAACGCAGCGAUGUUCCCCAGUUAUCCCACCGAGCCGGCCGUUCAAGCCCUCCUCAACACCACCCCUGAUUUUCCGACCGAAGACAUCGACAUAUUCGCAUGCGGCAGCACGAUGGGCAACCUCCUUCGCUUCGUCCGUUCCAUCGACAAGCCAUUCCGCUUCGGCGUCCAACUCAUCGGCAACACGGUGUUCUUCGUCCGCAAGGAAAACGACCCGAAGGAAAUCAUCGAAGGCAUCCAUGGCUACGGCCAUACAUUCCCAGAAGCGUAUACUACAUGGGAAAGCCAGGUCAAGGGUUCUGAGACGCACCAGCGUCUCGUCCAAUACGACUUCGGGGGCUUCAGAUGCCUACUUCGCUUCGAGUGCGAUGGGUACCUUCAGGGACCGGGGAGCCCUAGCACUUCUGAUUCUACGCCGGACAAGAGAUAUGACUUUGAGAGCCUGCUCAAGGCCUUCGGGGACAGUGCACUCAAACCGGCUGCGACAGACCCCAACGGAGAUCUGACUGUCCAAUCAGGCGGCUCCCCAGUUCCGCAGUCGGCCAUCUUCGACCUGAAGACACGCUCCAACCGCUACAAGAAAGACAUCGACAUGUCUGACAUCCAUCCACAGCUCUGGGUCAAACAGAUCCCCAACUUCAUCGUGGCGUACCACGACGGCGAAGGUCUGUUUCAAGACAUCCGCGUUCAAGACGUACGAAAGGAUAUUGAAGUUUGGGAGAAAGAUAACAAGCUUGCUAUACAGCACCUGGCCGUUCUUCUCCGCAAGAUCAUCGACAUUGCGAAAGAGGAUGCAACCGGGCUCCUGGAAGUUUAUUGCCCUUCGGUUGAUCGUCUUGAGAUCCGAAGGCAGUAUGGUGAAGGCUCGCAGGCCUUGCCACCGUCGCUGAGGGCAGUGUGGGCAGGGGUUAAUGACAACGAGGCGGAUGAUCUAUUCGAGAGUGAUCACGGAGAGGAGGAUUUUAAUUCGCGCAACGUGUACGAUUCUCUUUGGGAUGACAAGUCCGAAGAUGGCAGCCUGGAUUUCACAGCAUGCUCUGCUGAUUCCUGUGGUUAUUGCGGGAAGUGCUCGUACUAGCUUUGCCCAUGGCUGACAUUGCUAUUGUUAUUCUCAGGGCGAAUGGGCGACUGCGGAGAGGUAUUCAGAAAUGGAAAUUACGAAAUUGAUUGAGGUACGUAGGUAGAAGUCUUCGGACAUGUGUGCGAGUGAGGCAAGAUGCGGAACCAAUGUUGGACUCAGGUAAACAGGUCGACUUCCACUUGAGAAGAUCACGAAAGGAAGCCUUCAUGCAAGAGACCAGCGUGAUAGCAAACAUCCAUCAGAAUGAC